Molecule: messenger RNA, 4398 nt
Organism: Panonychus citri (citrus red mite)
Lineage: Eukaryota; Metazoa; Arthropoda; Arachnida; Trombidiformes; Tetranychidae
Product: kinesin-related protein 9-like
Exons: 4
Coding region: 114-4271 (1385 amino acids)
Biological process (GO): microtubule-based movement
Cellular component (GO): membrane
Molecular function (GO): plus-end-directed microtubule motor activity; ATP binding; microtubule binding
Source: RefSeq, a predicted model, not a curated record
CAAUUGGCAAAUCAAUCGGCAAAAUAAUUCUCACCACAAUCAAUUAUGUUAAUUCAAUAACUAACAAAAAAAAUGAAAAACAAUUAAAACCUUUACGAUUAAAGUAAAUCAAUAUGAAGAUUUAUUUAAUUGUGUUACAAAUCACAUUCAUCAAUCAAGCAAUUAGUGAUUCUCUUAAUUGUGACUUUAAUCUGAACGAUUGUACUUGGUAUCCAAUCGGACAAACAUCAAUCAAUUGGCAUUGGACUGGACAGAGAUCAGCUGAUUCUCAUGGUGGUUAUCUCGAGGUUCCUAAUGAAAGUCCGAGUAUUGGUCAGUAUUCAUCAUCAUCUUCAUCAUCAACUAAUCAACUAAUUAGUGGAUCGAUUCGUAACCUUUGGUACAUUCCGAGAUCAGGUUGUUUCUCAUUCUCGUAUCGAUUUUAUUUCAUUCAAAAUGGUUGGUUGAACUUGACACUUACUCCAAUUGUGGGUGACUCUGUAUUACUUUACUCAAUUAAAGAUGGCCGAUCAUUGGACUGGUCAAGAGUUUCGGUUGAUAUUGGUAAUAGUCCAGAGUUUUAUCUUGUCUUUUCAUUUUCAUUGGAAACUUCAUCUUCUAAUGAUAAUAGUAAAUCAACUGAUUGGAUAAUUUCAUUGGAUGAUUUUAACUUUAUCAGUGGUGUUCAAUGUUCAGAUUUCAACCUGUGUGAUUUUGAAACUGGUUCAUGUCACUGGAAAUUGUCAGGGUGGCAAAGGGUCACCGCUGGUCAGUCAAUUCCAGUUGAUCAUACAACUUCAAGUUCAUCUGGUCAUUUCAUUGAACCCAAAGUUUUCGGAUCAACAAGUAGUCUUUCAUUGGCCCCACUUCCGUCCAAUAUUCUGGAAGGAUGCUUAGCAUUUUGGACCAACAUUGACCUGAAAAGGUCAAUGCCACAACUUUAUGUCCGACAAGAUUCAGGCAAUCGUUGGAAAGUUGAUCUAAAUGGACCAAUGGUCAACAACAACAAUGACCCAUCCUCCUCAUGGCAAUAUCAUCAGAUAACAGUUUCGCUUAAAUCACUCAUCUCAAUUGAAACAAUCGCUUCCAGCUCAUCACAAUUAGCAAUAGAUGAUUUAAUUUUGUAUAAUCAAUCGUGUCCAUCUAUUGGGUCGUGUGAUUUUUCAUAUGAUUUCUGUGGAUGGGUCAACUCAGGUAAAUUACCUUGGCGACGUCAAAUUGGCCUUUUAUCUUCUCUAUCAGUUAGUGGAUCAUUUCCAACAAUUAAGGAAUCAUUUGAUCGUCAACGUUGGUAUGUUAUUUCUGAUCAGAAUCGAGCCAAAGGUCAGGCCAUAUUUGAAAGUAGACCAAUGGUCAUUUCGUCAUUGAUUUGCUUUGGUUUCUCAUAUUUUUAUACUUCAACUAAUUUCCAACGAAAUGAAAAUUUAUUGAUUAAUUUAAAUGAUGUUAGCGGUAAAUUAAUUAAUCACAAAUUAACCACUCAAGUUGAUAAAAUUCCGUUGGAAUCAACGUCCUCACUUAAUUGGAUCAAAUUUGAGAGGACAAUUAACGUAAAAUCUAAUGAUUGGGUAACAAUUUCACUGACCACUGACCAGCAAUCACAUUCAUCAAUUGUAUUGGUUGAUGAUAUAGAAAUUAAAUCAGAUAAAUGUUCAAAUGAAUCUCCAAGCAAUCAACUAAUUACUACAACAUCAAUUCCAACCACGACGAUGGAAACUGAUUGUUGUGUAUCAGAACCUUGUAUUUGCGUUAAUUCAGGUGAAAUGUCAACAAUUAAUCACAAUUACGAGACAACCACUCCAUCAUUUUUUGAACAAUCAGUGGUCCCAGCAAUUAGUGAAUCAACUUCCACUACCAUUGAUUUAAUAUCAACAAAACUUAACAAUCAACAAACAACAGCUUCUGCCAUUGAUUAUCAAUCAACUACUGAAAUCUACAAUGAUUUAGAAACUAAAUCAACUACUGAUUUAAUUUUUUCCUCCACAAUAACAACUGAAUCAACUAGUGAAUCUGAAAACGAUAAGAAACUUAAUUUAAUAACAACAUUUACCAGUUCAACAAAAGAUCAAUCAACUACUAUCACAAUUAACACUAAUCAACAAAUAUCAUCAACCCCACUGAACACAAUUAAACCUGAUACAUUAACUGCUAACUCAAUUACACCGGUGACUUCAUCUCCAAUUGAUUCAGUAUCAACAGUUAACUUUGAACAAUUAACUGAAACUGAUAAAGUUACUGAUGAAAAUAGUGUAACUGAAUUAACUAUUAAUACAAUUACCGAGGCAAUUGAUCAAAUUAUCAACCAAACAGAAGCCAAUAAUUUAAUCAGUGAAAAUACAACAAUCAACUCGUCAAAUUCAAAUGAAAGAUUAAUAAUUGGUAAUUUAGGGAACAAUUUAAUUUCAAUAGUUAACUUAGUUUUUGAUGAGAAACCAUUAAUUGCUUCAAUUAGUGGAAUCGUUGGUUUAAUUUUCCUUAUUUUUGGUAUAAUUGUAUUAACUGCAAGUUGGAAAAAAUCAACAACAAGCCAGCAACAAUCAACUAAUCGACAAACAAUUAACAUAAAUCAAGAUGAGAUGGAAUUACAAACAAUCACAUUCAGAAGGCGAACAAUUAAUUCAAAUGUUUUAAAACUUUUAUCGCAACAAGAACAAGAUCAAUCUAAUUCAUUAAUAACUUUUUUAACUGUUCUAUCAACCGAAUUAUUAAAGAUGAUGAGUCAAAAUAUUAAAGUCUAUGUUCGUUGUAGACCUUUAAAGGAAAGUGAAAUUCGGAAUGACACCUUAACGGUUAAGAGGGAAAAGAAAGAGGUCAUUUUGAAAGACAAGACCUUUGUUUAUGAUAAUAUAUUCACCGAAGAAUCAACUCAAAUUGAAAUUUAUCGAUCAGUCCUGGCUCCCCUGAUUGAUCAAGUUCUCGAUGGUUAUAAUUGUACAGUUUUCGCCUAUGGUCAAACUGGAACCGGUAAAACAUUUACCAUGGAGGGAAAACAUACUUUAAACUGUAGUGAUUGGCAAAGUGAUCCAUUGGCUGGACUUGUACCUCGAUCUUUUUGUCAACUUUUCGAGUGUCUUGAAGGACGUGAUUGUACCAUAAAGGUAUCAUUUCUUGAGCUUUACAAUGAGGAAUUAUAUGACCUGCUGGCGGCUUCAGAUGACAUUGUUAAACUGAAAAUGUUUGACGAUAUAAAUAAGAAAGGAUCUGUGAUUGUCUGUAAUCUAGAAGAAACUGUGAUCACAAGUAAAGAUGAGGUUUAUAAAUUGUUACAAAAAGGAUCAGCUAAACGUCAAACAGCAGCCACUCUGUUAAAUGCUUGUUCCUCACGAAGUCAUACCAUUUUCACGAUUACAGUUUAUGUUACCGAUGAAACGGCCAAUGGAGAUGAAAUGGUUCGCAUUGGUAAAUUGAAUCUUGUCGAUUUAGCUGGAAGUGAAAGUCUCUCCCGUUCUGGAGCUGUUGAUAGAAGAGCAAGAGAAGCAACUUGUAUCAAUCAAAGUCUUCUAUCACUUGGAAGAGUAAUCAAUUGUUUAGUUAAUAAGUCAACUGCUCACAUACCUUAUAGAGAAUCAAAGCUUACACGUCUUCUUCAAGAUUCUCUUGGUGGUAAAACGAGAACCUCAAUUGUUGCCACCAUUUCACCAUCGAUAGAUGAUUGUGAAGAUACUGCAUCUACCCUGGAAUAUGCUCAAAGAGCAAAACGAAUCACCAAUAAGCCCGAGGCAAAUAAAAGGAUCAAUAAGAAGGCAUUUUUACGUGACUAUGCUGAAAAAAUUUCUAAAUUACAAAAAGAUUUGAGAAAUUGUAUCAACAAAGAAGGAAUUUAUUUAGAUGGUGACGAUUACAAUACGAUGAUUGACAAAGUCGCUAAACACGAUAAAAUGAUUGAGGAAAUUCACGGUCAAAUUGCUGCUCAAAUUCAAGAGAUGGAAAGAGUUAAUAAAGAUCUUCAGGGAACGAAGAGAAUCCUUAAGGAGAAGGAAGAAGAAUUGGAAAAUAAAACGAAAAAAAUGCAGAGAAUUUUAUCUUUUGCUGAGAAUUCAUCUAAAGAUGCAACCAUUUUGUUCAAAAAAGUGUCCAAAUUAAAGAACAACGAAGCAAAUAACAAGAAAGUAAUCGAACAACUUCAAUCGAACCUCGAUAUUCAAGAUCAAAAUUUCGAUCGGAUGGUCGAAUGUAGAAUGGAAGAGCUUCAAGAUCGAAUCGAAAACAAUGCCAAGCAAUUGCGAGAUAAAUUAACAACAUUCACGGAAAGAUUUGCAACCAGUCGAAGUUGGAUAUUUGCUUCUCGAUGAAUUUCGUAAACAAGUGGAAUCAAGAUUGAAUGAAGAACAAGAGAUGAUUAACACAUUCGCCGUGGAAGUCGAUGAAUAUUCAAGUCAAUGUCAUUCCAUGUUAAACAAUAUGCGAAGUGAAUUUCGU